AAAGUAUUUAUGUGUCCAUAUUGUUCUGUAUCUUGUAGUAAUCGUGGCCAGUUAUUGGGGCAUGUCAGAAUACAUACAGGAGAGCGACCAUUUGUUUGUCAGGAACCUGGGUGUAAUAAGGCUUUUAUUCGAAAUGAAGAAUUAACAAGGCAUCGUAGAAUCCACACUGGGGAGAGACCAUACAGAUGUACGACUUGUAGUAAAGCCUUCACGAGGAAAGACCAUCUUAACAAACAUGUUAAAAUACAU
This is a messenger RNA of Lottia gigantea (owl limpet), 249 nucleotides long. RefSeq lists its product as hypothetical. Gene Ontology annotation, biological process: regulation of transcription by RNA polymerase II. The record is from RefSeq and is a predicted model, not a curated record. The transcript has 2 exons. The annotation marks the transcript as partial. Gene Ontology annotation, molecular function: RNA polymerase II cis-regulatory region sequence-specific DNA binding; DNA-binding transcription factor activity, RNA polymerase II-specific. Lineage: Eukaryota; Metazoa; Mollusca; Gastropoda; Lottiidae.